Lasiodiplodia theobromae is the source of this 2223-nucleotide messenger RNA. Its product is annotated as C2H2 transcription factor. The record is from RefSeq and is a predicted model, not a curated record. NCBI's taxonomy places the organism in Eukaryota, Fungi, Ascomycota, Dothideomycetes, Botryosphaeriales, Botryosphaeriaceae. The transcript has a single exon. The coding region runs from base 1 to 2223 and encodes 740 amino acids. Gene Ontology annotation, cellular component: nucleus. Gene Ontology annotation, biological process: regulation of transcription by RNA polymerase II.
AUGCUAGCCUGUUAUCCACGACGUCAACACGCCAACUCAUCUAGUCUCCCGUCGCCAACCUCUUCGCACUUCAACUUCCUCUCCAACCUCCACAACCAAGACUCCGUCCCCUCGCCUACCGAACUUCAAAACGACAGGCUGCUCCGCAACUACUUUCAGCAGCAGUCGUCCACCUCCAGGCCCGACGCAAAUCAGUUCGCCGAUCAGUACAUGACGGGCUCUUACGACUUCUCCAAUCCAUCCAUUCGGAUACAGCAGUCGACCCCAGGCCCGCAGCUGCCUGCCACAUACAACUUGAUGAUGGACAACGGUGCUAACGCACUGGGCUGGGACUUUGCGAACAACGGCCAGUUGACCACUGGUCCCUCGACAUUGCACUCUUCCGCAAUAAACAACAGCCGUCGCACACACCAGCGCUCGCCCUCAUCAUCAACCAACGCCUCGACCAUCUCCGCCACUUCCGCUUACAACCCUGCCUUCCACUACUACCCUAACUCCGAGCAACAUCCGUCUACACCACAGGCUCCCAAGGUUGAGUCAUCAUACAACGCCGAAGAUAUCUCUGGCACCUUCUCCAACCAUCUCCCUACUCCUUCACAUACUCCGACCCAAGACACCUUCAACAACAACAACAACUACUCAACCUUCAACAACAUGAACGUCCACGACGGAGGCAUGGCAGCACAUAUGGCCAUGAAGCAGGCAUUGAUGGACCAGCACCAUCAGGUCGGGAACGACGGCAGCUGCCCCGACUUCGGACACUCGUCCCGGCAGUCCGUCUCCAGCUAUGGCGCCGACUCUCCAGCUACUCCUCACAAUGCCCAGGAAGACAACUUCAGCGACGACCGGUUUAAGGUGCCUUCCAAUGGUGAGAAAUCCUACCCGCGGGUUGAGACCUGGAUCGAUGAAUACUUACAAUUCCCCGAUGAUCCAGAUAUGCGGCCAGUGCCCAAGCUUGACCGCACAAUGACAGACAUCUACGCAGAUGAGCUGUUCAACCCAAAUGCCAUGGUGGCAGCACCGGCCAAGCAGUCGUCGCAGUCUUCCAACAACACGGCUCUUCUGUCUCCUUUCCGGAAUGUCAUGAACGACAGGUUGCAGGCAGCACACCAAGCCCGCUCCCAGUCGCCGGCCAGCACCCUGUCGCGCGGUGUUUCCCCAUUCAGGCAGGGCUCGCCACUCGCGCCCCCCAGCAACUCGUUUGCCUCUCCGCAGGUCCGGCUAGGCAGCGCUCAGCAGCUGCGUGAGCAGCAGAAGGCCGAGUCUGACGCGUACGCUCUCCAGCGCAGCCAGCGCCAGCCGGACAUGUCCGAGCCCAAGACCAUCUCGCCCAAGGAUGCGCUGCUGGACUACCACGAAUCAGAGGAGGACUCGAAGAUGCCACUUUUCCCCGACGCCAGCGGAAGCGACUACGACCACUCAUACACGAGUGGCGACCAGGCGCACUACGACGGCUCUUCCGAGGUGUCAUAUGGCAGCACAGCCACAAGCCAGGCGGGUAGCUGGUCCGGGCAGGCGACAGCGAAUUUUCCAUCAGUUUCCGGGCCGUCGCCACCGCAGUCGAACUUCAACUUCGUGGCUCCCUCGGUGCCGAGCGUGAUGGCUGGUCUCAGCUUCACCAACACGGCGACGCCGUACCGCUCAGUCACCAGCAUUCCGGCCUCGGGCCAGGACGAGAACCCGCAGUUCCACCCUCAGCUUACAUCGAUGGACUCGAGCGCCAGCGAGAUGCCAGAGUCGUCGCAGGCCAGCAACGACGACAGCAGCACGCCGGUGCAGCGGCCCGACAACUCGCACGCCGACACGGGAACGUACACCUGCACGUACCACGGGUGCUCCCUGCGUUUCGAGACGCCGCAGAAGUUGCAAAAGCACAAGCGCGACGGGCACCGGCCGCACGUAGCGACUCCUGGAGUGGGAUCCGGGAUGACGUCAGCCCAGCUUUUGGCUCGCAACUCGCAAGCGGGCCCUCACAAGUGCGAGCGCGUCAACCCGACGACGGGCAAGCCGUGCAACACGAUCUUCUCGCGGCCCUACGACCUGACCCGUCACGAGGACACCAUCCACAACGCCCGCAAGCAGAAGGUGCGCUGCGCGCUGUGCGUCGAGGAGAAGACGUUCAGCCGCAACGACGCCCUCACCCGGCAUAUGCGCGUCGUGCACCCUGAGGUCGACUUCCCCGGCAAGCACCGCCGGCGGGGCGGCGGCAGCUCCUACGAGUAG